CUGGGAGCGGGGCAGCGGCAGCGGCGGAGAGAGCAAUGGCGGCCAUCAGGAAAAAGCUGGUGAUCGUGGGAGACGGUGCCUGUGGAAAGACGUGUCUGCUGAUCGUGUUCAGCAAGGACCAGUUCCCCGAGGUCUACGUACCGACUGUGUUCGAGAACUACAUUGCCGACAUAGAGGUAGACGGGAAGCAGGUGGAGCUGGCCCUGUGGGACACGGCGGGACAGGAGGACUAUGACAGGCUGCGGCCCCUGUCGUACCCGGACACGGACGUUAUCCUCAUGUGCUUUUCUAUCGACAGCCCGGAUAGCCUCGAGAACAUCCCCGAAAAGUGGACGCCAGAGGUGAAGCAUUUCUGCCCCAACGUGCCCAUCAUCCUGGUGGGGAACAAGAAGGACCUGCGGAACGACGAGCACACGCGGCGGGAGCUGGCGAAGAUGAAGCAGGAACCAGUGAAGCCAGAGGAGGGGAGGGACAUGGCCAACAGGAUCAACGCCUUUGGCUACCUCGAGUGCUCGGCCAAGACGAAGGAGGGCGUGCGGGAGGUCUUCGAGAUGGCCACCCGCGCAGGCCUGCAGGUCCGGAAGAACAAGAAGCGCAGAGGCUGCCCGCUGCUGUGAGCAGCGCGCCGGGCCAGGAGGCAGCUGCCUGCACUGGCACCCGGCUGCCCCGCGCCGCGUGGGGAGGGAGUGCUGGCAGGCAGCCGAAGCAGGACCGCAUGGUGCCAGUAUCUGCCCUGAACCCUCUGCACAAGAGCUGCCACCCAAGCCCGUGGGGUGUCCCUGCGUGACCCCAGGGCCGGGAGGGGCCAGUGCCUUCAGUCCCCACUGCUCUCUAUGGGCUGGACAUUUGCGUAGCUCUGUGUCACCCCAUUUUGUACCGAUCUCCCUGGUUUCGCCUCUCCCGUGGGGAUUGCUGCAGUGUUUGCUCUCCCUCCCCAGCUCCAGGCAGGUGCCGCAGAAGCAGGAGGUGCCGCUGGCUGCUGCCCGCAGCUCGCGUGCGGGGUCUGGUGGGCCCUUGGGUGCUCUGCCCCCUCCCCUCAGCCAUGUGGGCAGCACACCAGCAUUUUAUACAGGCUUGCCCAGGGCAGGUUUCAGCCCCAGUCUGUGUGCAGAGCCAGGUUUGGCCACUGCCAGAAGUGCUCUGCUCCUGGGCUGCGCGCUGGGGCAGCGCCUCUGCCCAGCUCUGCCUGUAAUGCCUUCUUCGAGCCUGCCUUGGUCAUGGACUUAGCACCAGUAAACUGAACUGCGUAAUUGGGAGAAUAAAUGCAAACUGGUAUUUCAGUAA
Molecule: messenger RNA, 1284 nt
Organism: Gavia stellata (red-throated loon)
Lineage: Eukaryota; Metazoa; Chordata; Aves; Gaviiformes; Gaviidae
Gene: RHOC
Product: ras homolog family member C
Exons: 5
Coding region: 36-617 (193 amino acids)
Biological process (GO): small GTPase-mediated signal transduction
Cellular component (GO): neuron projection
Molecular function (GO): GTP binding; GTPase activity
Source: RefSeq, a predicted model, not a curated record